This is a messenger RNA of Xiphias gladius (swordfish), 1785 nucleotides long. It is a transcript of the gene chrm2a, whose product is annotated as cholinergic receptor, muscarinic 2a. Gene Ontology annotation, biological process: adenylate cyclase-activating adrenergic receptor signaling pathway; regulation of heart contraction. The record is from RefSeq and is a predicted model, not a curated record. The transcript has 2 exons. Gene Ontology annotation, molecular function: G protein-coupled acetylcholine receptor activity. NCBI's taxonomy places the organism in Eukaryota, Metazoa, Chordata, Actinopteri, Istiophoriformes, Xiphiidae. Bases 277 to 1785 code for a protein of 502 amino acids. Gene Ontology annotation, cellular component: plasma membrane.
CAAAAGCAGACAAACUGACAAGGAGCAGGUGACAACAGCAGGUUUUAAUAGUGGCUCGGGUAAUGAGGUAAAUGGGAACAGGUGUGUGAGUGGGCAGGGAAGCACAAGUGAUUGAAGAUAGGAAAGAGUUAAAAAGGUGGGUAUGGAGACAGGAAUAAAAGUCCGGGGAUAUCUUGUGGGCGGCUGGAAAAUGGCAAGUCUGGGGAGAUGAAGGGACAAACAUGUCCAGGGAGAAGUUCCGUCUGAGUAGGAGGUGGCAACAAAAGACCAAAUGCCAUGGAUGUAUUCAAUUUCACCUACUGGAAUGCCUCUGAAGGCAAUGACACAGGAGUUGCGGAAGAGAGUGAAAGCGCCUACAAGACUGUGGAGGUCGUGUUCAUCGUGUUGGUGGCUGGUUCCCUCAGUUUGGUUACAGUCAUUGGAAAUAUCCUGGUCAUGCUUUCCAUCAAAGUUAAUAGGAACUUACAGACCGUCAACAACUAUUUUUUAUUCAGCCUUGCAUGUGCUGACCUAAUUAUCGGACUGUGCUCUAUGAACUUGUACACAGUCUACAUAGUAAUAGGCUACUGGCCCCUGGGGCCAGUGGUGUGCGAUCUUUGGUUAGCCUUGGACUAUGUUGUCAGCAAUGCAUCUGUCAUGAAUCUUCUCAUCAUAAGCUUUGACAGAUAUUUCUGUGUCACCAAGCCCCUCAGCUACCCUGUCAAAAGGACCACCAAGAUGGCAGGAAUGAUGAUUGCUGCAGCCUGGGUCCUGUCUUUUAUCCUGUGGGCACCCGCCAUUCUCUUCUGGCAGUUCAUUGUUGGUGGGCGGACUGUGCCUGAGAAGGAGUGCUACAUCCAGUUCUUCUCUAAUGCUGCCGUCACUUUUGGCACUGCCAUUGCCGCCUUUUACCUGCCUGUCAUCAUCAUGAUUCAGCUCUACUGGCAGAUCUCUAGAGCAAGCAAAAGCCGUGUGAAGAAGGAUAACCGCAAGCCAUCAGGGGCCAACCCAGAACCCCUGUCACCUGGUCAGAGGAGGAACAACACACCGAAACCGAACAACAACAAUGUACCAGGGGAGGACGCAGGGUGUUCCCAGAACCAGAAUGCUGAUGAUGGGACCAACCAGCAUGAUGGAAAACUGCAAAAUGGUAAAGGACCUUCCCCAAACACUGCUGAGGGAGAAACCGAAGGUGAUGAUGUGGCGAGGGAGAACUGCGCUCCUGGAGAAGAGAAAGAGAGCUCCAAUGACUCAACAUCCGGCAGCGUGGCUGCGUCCAACCAGAAAGAUGAGGAGGCAGCGCCAUCCACAGCCAACUCCAGCAUUGAGACAAGUCAGCCACCCCCACGUCAGCGAGCCAAGGCAGGGGGUUCCAAGCUGACCUGCAUCAAGAUCAAGACUAAAUCACCCAAGGGUGACUGCUACACACCAUCCAACACCACCGUUGAGAUCGUACCGGCCUCAGAGCGGCAGAAUCACGUGGCGCGAAAGAUAGUGAAGAUGACUAAGCAACCCCCCAACAAAAAGAAGAAAGCAGCGCCAUCACGUGAGAAAAAAGUGACCCGCACCAUAAUGGCCAUCCUGGUAGCUUUUGUAGCCACCUGGACUCCUUACAAUGUGAUGGUACUUAUUAACACCUUCUGCUCCAGCUGCAUCCCCAACACAGUGUGGACUAUUGGUUACUGGCUGUGCUACAUCAACAGCACCAUCAACCCAGCCUGCUACGCUCUGUGCAAUGUCACAUUUAAGAAGACAUUCAAACAUCUUCUUCUCUGCCAAUAUAAAAAUAUUAGGUCAGGCAGAUAA